This is a messenger RNA of Clarias gariepinus (North African catfish), 2736 nucleotides long. RefSeq names its product B cell receptor associated protein 31 (gene bcap31). The record is from RefSeq and is a predicted model, not a curated record. The transcript has 8 exons. Gene Ontology annotation, cellular component: endoplasmic reticulum; endoplasmic reticulum membrane. Gene Ontology annotation, biological process: intracellular protein transport; endoplasmic reticulum to Golgi vesicle-mediated transport. NCBI's taxonomy places the organism in Eukaryota, Metazoa, Chordata, Actinopteri, Siluriformes, Clariidae. The coding region runs from base 130 to 873 and encodes 247 amino acids.
AAAUUGACGUUAGCCACGCAUACCGGAAGUGAGACGCAGAAACAGCAGAAGUUUUGGCUUUCGCGAGCGCCUUCUUUCUGUGCCUCCGUAUUUCUUUUUUCUGCAGGAAAUUAAUUAUACGUCUGCAAUAUGAGUCUGCAGUGGACUGCUGUGGCGUCUUUCCUGUACGCCGAAGUGUUCUUCGUCCUGUUGCUCUGCGUACCCUUUAUCUCCCCCAAAAGAUGGCACAAAAUCUUCAAAUCUCGCCUGAUGCUUGCCAUUACGACGUACGGGAACACUGCCUUCAUUGUGAUCAUCUGCAUCCUCGUCUUUCUUCUAGUUGAUGCAUUCAGAGAAGUGCGGAAGUACAGUGUGACCGACACGGUGGAUCUCUCGAACAACCCCGUGGCCAUCGAGCACAUCCACAUGAAGCUGUUCAGAGCACAGAGGAAUGAGUACAUCGCCGGCUUCGCCCUGCUCCUCUGCUUGUUGCUGCGACGUCUGGCCAGCCUUCUUUCCCAGCAGGCCACGCUCAUGGCCUCCAAUCAGGCUUUCCAGAAACAAGCAGAGGGUGCAAGCGAUGCCGCUCGGAAGUACAUGGAAGAGAAUGAAAAGCUUCAGGAGAAAUUGAGGGAUGCAGGAGUGGAGAUCCCGGAGGCGGGAGCCAAGGCUAAGGGCAGCGCAGAGGAGGAGAGCAAGACCCUGAAGGAGGAGGUCAGACGGCUAAAGGAAGAGCUCGAAGCCAACAAGAAAGCUCUUCAGAAGUCAGACGGUGAUGUGAAGGCGAUGAAAAAGCAGGCAGAGAAUCUGACAGUCGAGUAUGAUCGCCUGCUGGAGGAGCACGCCAAAUUACAGGCAUCGUUUGACGCUCAGCACGACAAGAAGUCCGACUGAUGGAACUGACGCCACGCACCUGUCUGCCUCACCUCUUUCUCCCUGAAGCCAAGUCCACGCAUCACUUCCUGUUGCUGGAUUGUACUGUACAGGAUUUAGGAGCGAUCUCAGCCUGUAUGCUUUGCGUCUAAUUACGCUUCAUCGUGUGUCCUGUUGUCUUUUUCUUUUUUUUUUUUUUUGGUUCUCCCCAAGUUUUUUUUUAUUUUAUUAUUAUUAUAUAAAACAGUUACAGAUGUCUUUCUUCAGAAUGUAACCUUUUUUUUUCCCCUUUUGUUCUUGUUAAAUUUUUAGAUUUUUGUGAGUGUGUGGUUAAAUGGGAAACAGGGAGGCGGAGGGGGUUAGAACUGUUUCUCAUAAUGUUUAAUAUUUUACUAGGACUAAAUAUUUGUGGAUUAUGAUGGGGAUGAUCAAGUUCAGAUGGUAAAAUGGUAUAAUUAUAUAACUGUUUGGCGAGAAAUCUUUUCCAGUUACGUGAAAUUGUUUUAAGGUUUUCUCUUGUAGAUAUUUUUGCCUUAAAAGGAGAUAGUUCGGUGAGUGCUUGUGUUGUAACUAAACCCCGGUGCCUAUGUGGCUUUUUGGUGUUUGGUUUAGGCGUCGCUACACUAUACACUUUCACUAAGCACUAAAGACUUUUAGUUUACUUUCGCAUAUUGCACCACUGUAUGUUCCUCUCUCUCUUUCUGCCCCCCCCCCCCCCUUCUUUUGUUUCUCUUUUGCUUAUUUUCAAGUUUUCAUUGUAGGAAAAUAAUCACCUCUGCUGUAGUUCACUGAAGUUGCAAUUCCCUCACAGAAACACACUGUGGACUAGUUUGUUCCGGUCCAUACUGGUUUAGAUUGUUGUCUGUGAAGCAGGCAGGGUUGCAAUCACAGUGACACAGGCAGCUCAGGUGGCAUUUCCAAACAUCACCACAUGGUCUAUCAGAGUUUUCCCCCAACAUUAUUAAACCGCUAUAGGUUUGUGAUAUACUGGAGGCAGCAUGUUUACAGUCGUCCCUAUAUUGUCUCUCCAUAUUGUCUCUCACGCUUACCGACUUGUCACAAACCAAUAGCUGUUGUUUGGUUGGUUGACUCUAAUUGAUGUCAAAGGCAAUGCUAUAAAAAAACAAAAAAAACAUUAUAGCAGGGUGUUCGCUCAGCUUGUGUGUGGACGAGAGAUUGUGCAAAGCGUUCAAGGGCUUAACGAAAGUCUUUCCCAUCUAAACUGGUUAGAAACACCUUCUUCGCAUUAACUCCAUUAGUCUCCUAGCAAAUCACGAUGCCACUCUCGAAGUUGAGCCGGGGGGAAUCAUAAAGGAUUAUGGGAUCUAAAGGUAAAUAGUUCAUAGCUCUGUCCUCAUGGACUGUUUAACUCCAUGAAGGAUAACGAGAAAUUUAAUCUCCACCAUGGCCACCAGAUCACAGUUCAGUUUCUUCUAAGAAUGGCAGUGGGUGAAACAUUAACCUCACUGUACCAGGCACUUAACGUCUCUGUAUGUUUAAAGAGGCUAUAUUUGAUGCUGGUUGUCGUCACUCUUGCGGUAGUAGGUUUCUAUGGUGACAUUUUUGGAUUUUAAUUUUGUUCGGUUAUUUGAUGAAAUGAAUCGUCAUUGAUGUCUGUAAAUAAGUCAAUGAAUAAAUGGAUAUACAACUCAAACCAGUUUUAAUUCCAGUCCUUUUGUUUUUCUGCUUUUAUUUUGAAGUUUGCAAAAUGUAGCAGUAGUAUGUUAACCAUGCUCUGGCUUAUUUAGUAGCAUAUGGUUAGAUUGUGGUGUACUGAUUUCCCAGCAUGCCUCACUUUCAUCUGUAUGACCAGUUCAUGUGUUUGGGACUGUGCUUCCACCAAAGUUGAUAAAGUGCAUCUAUUAAAGACAUCAUUAAGAAUAA